This is a messenger RNA of Oppiella nova, 490 nucleotides long. NCBI's taxonomy places the organism in Eukaryota, Metazoa, Arthropoda, Arachnida, Sarcoptiformes, Oppiidae. The record is from the annotation of a GenBank genome assembly.
AAUUCUGUGGUCUAUUUAACGCAUAUAUGUGUCGAGCAUUUGGAGAAAACUAAAGGAAAUAUAAUCAACAUCUCGAGUCUCGCGGGUAUGAGAACCUCUGUGGGCGGGUCCUCCUAUUGUGUGUCUAAGUGUGCUCUGGAUAUGUUCACAAAAUGUAUGGCCGCAGAGUUGGGACCCAAACGUAUUCGGGUUAAUGUGAUCAAUCCCGGACCCAUUAAGACCGGCUUUCUGACCGCUAUGGGUCUACCCAACGACGCGUCCGACAAGUUUCACGACGGAUACGCCAAAGGACUGCCUGUCGGCCGGUCUGGUAUUGGCGAGGAUGUGGCCGAUUCCAUACUAUACCUGGCCAGUGACCAUGCUGCUUUUGUCACCGGCACUAACCUGCUCUCGGAUGGUGGUGCCCUUGCCGCUAAUCACCUUACUUUUGAGUUUUAAGAUUUUUAAGUUAUAUAUCAUUUAUGUCACAAUUAUAUUAGUAUCAUGGUUU